ACCUAGCUUCCUAUUUCCUGGGUCAGUCAAUCUGACAGGCCAGGAUGGAAAAGCGCAUAGACCGCAUACAUAGAUGGCGACCCGUCCCUUGAUGGAGCAAAGGAUGCGCCUAGUGUCGGUACCCGUCGGUACCCUGUUCAAAGCUUGGAGUUGAAGGCCAUGGCUCUCAAGCUCGACGUGCUGGCAGCAGAGCGUUUCCUCACUGGGCUCCCGCUGCUGUCUUUGGAGAGGGAGGAGUCCCUGCGUGGCAUCGUGCUCCAGCGCUCCAAGAGCCUUGAUGGAGUGCAAAAAACGGUGUCACAGACCGGGCUUGCGCCAGUGGAUGUGGAGGAAGAGCUGAAGCGCACGGUAUCCUGGGCAGCGACUGGGAUUCCCAUACCUCGAAUGCCGAUGGAUGUUGCGGCCGCGGAGAGGUUCUUGACUUCCCUCACCGUUUGUGAGGCGGAUGUUGUGCAAGAGUCGCAUGGACUUGUGGGAUUUGGCUGGCCGCCAACAGAGCUGUUGCAGGCCUCAGGGGCCAAGUGCAGCAAGACAGUAAUUGGUGGCUGGAGGAGCCAUGCAGAUUUGCAGCGCCUGAUGCCUGUGCUGGUCAAGAAGGGAGUCGUAGGAGGCCGGGUGGACAUCACAACAAGGCAGACCUGCACUUACAUCUCCAGCACUCAACUGGGAGAUACGUCGUACUCUGGCCACACCCUGGACAUGCCUGAGGUCAAGCUGCCUUUGCUGGCACGGAGUAGCAGGCGGUGGCUAUCCUGGGGGCGGAGGAGCACACGAGUGGAGCAGGUAAAGGGCACGUCGUAUGCAAAGUUUCUGGUUCCAAGUGUAGGCGGAACCUAUGAUCCAGACUUCCUGGACGACCAGAGCCUGAGGCAGGGCAAGAACCACACGGUGCUCCGACUGGAGGGCUACCAGGUCUCCAUCAUCCCCUUUGUACGAGCUCGCCGCCUCAAGGAUGAGCUCAAUGACCAGUUCCGCUGCAGCCAUCCACAAGUCCAUCCAUCGUUGACUCUCUCCAAGCUGCGCAAUUUGCAGAAGGAUCUCAGAGAGAUCACGCAGACGAUGCCUGAGCUUGACGUUUGCUCUGUGGCCCUGGCGUGGGUGUACUUUGAGAAGCUCGUUCUGAAAGACUAUGUCCGCAAGGCAAGCCGGAAGCUACUGGCAGGAGCAUGCCUGGUGCUGGCAUACAAGUUUCACCAGCGAGGUGACCGAGACAAGAUCAGGAAGCUGGCAGCAGAGAUACGCAAGAUGGACCGCAAGGACCGUUUGCAGUGGGAAGACCUCCAUGAAGCAGAAUUGAAGGUUUUCGUGUGGCUGGAGUUCAGUCUACACGUGCCUGCCAGCGAGGUGCUACCCCACCUGCAGCGCACCAUGAAGGACCUCGGCAUGAGCUGGCAAGAAAUUGGCGAAGCUGGAUGCCAGCAGUUGCAGAGGCCCAGCGAUGAUGACGGUGAUGUAGCGCUGAGAGAUUGUAGCACUUCAUUUUACUGAAGACUGUGCGUUCUUCGCGCUGUGUCUUUGUGAAUGACGCAAAGAUGUCCAGCGAGUGCCUAUGUACAAAAGCGAGACAGGGGAUCUCGAGCUUGCAGAGCUGGACCAGAGCUGCAGCUUAAGCCUCAGGUUUUGAUCCUGGCCGAAGGAAAGCUGCUCAGCGAUGUCCGGGAG
Molecule: messenger RNA, 1662 nt
Organism: Effrenium voratum
Lineage: Eukaryota; Dinophyceae; Suessiales; Symbiodiniaceae
Source: the annotation of a GenBank genome assembly